Auxenochlorella protothecoides is the source of this 924-nucleotide messenger RNA. Its product is annotated as SDE2-like protein. The transcript is spliced from 4 exons. The record is from RefSeq and is a predicted model, not a curated record. Gene Ontology annotation, cellular component: nucleus. NCBI's taxonomy places the organism in Eukaryota, Viridiplantae, Chlorophyta, Trebouxiophyceae, Chlorellales, Chlorellaceae. Bases 1 to 924 code for a protein of 307 amino acids.
AUGCAGCUCUUCUUGAGGGGUCUCGAAGGGCGCACUACCGUGCUGACCCUGCCCUCCAGCAGCACAUCGGAUGAGCUUUACACGAGGGCCUGUCUCGAGGGCGCUCCGGACGUGAGCCUGCUGCACUGCAGCCGGACGGUGGAGCCUGGAGAGCUCCCGCUAUGCAGCCUGGGCAUCUCGCAUGGAUCCUCCCUGCACAUUGUUGGCCGGCUGCGGGGCGGCAAGGGUGGCUUCGGGUCCAAUCUGCGUGCAGCGGGAAAGGCUAAGAUGACCGACAACUACGACGCUUGCCGAGAUCUGCAGGGCCGCCGCAUCAGGCAGCAGACCGCAGCCAAGAAGCUGGAGGAGUGGCAGGCGCAGGCUGGGGAGCGGGAGCUGGAGGUGAUCGCCCUCCGCCAUCUCAAGCAGCUGGCCAAGGAGGAGAAGGCGAGCCAGAAGGCGGAGGUGGACGUGGCCACCGUGCGCCAGGACCUGCGGCAGAGCCUCCUAAACGUGUCGGCGGGCGUCGCGGCGGCGCUGGCGGCCGGGAAGCGCGUUGGGUCGACGGGCGGCGCGCAGCCCGGAAAGCGCGGGAGGAUAGACCCCCUGACAGCCCUGUCCGAUGGCAGCGACUCGGAGGAUGAGGAGGGGCAGCCGGCGGGGGAGGGGCGCUCUGCCUCUCCUCGCACCGCGGUCGACGGCCCUGAGCCUGGGUCGAGGCCUGCCGCCGCUGAAGCCCCUGCUGAGGAGGAGCCCGCCCUCGACCUGGGUGCCUUUGCCUCUGCCACGGAGCUGCAGGCUCUGGGGCUGGAUCGCUUGAAACGGGAGCUGGCGGCCCGUGGCCUGAAGGGGGGUGGGAGCCUGGCGCAGCGCGCCGACCGCCUCUUCCUGCUCAAGUCCAUGACCCUUGAAGAGGUGCCGCGCUCACACUUGGCAAAGCCGUGA